CUUUAUCUGUUGUUUACUCAGUGUUUCAAAUAUUAUAUAUUAUCCAUUUUUAUAGCUUUGCACCGUGACGUUUCACAGCCACUCCUGUCUGUUAUCGUCUCUAAGGGAUCAGAGCUUUUUUCUCCUUCCCAGACCCCUUCACCUUAGUUCACUUUUAUUUAUAGCGCAUUGCACAAGCUUCAUAUUGUAAGGUACAUAUGAGAAGGAAACCUCAAUAAUCAGCAGCACUUGGUGACAGCAGGGACUAAGAACCCCUUUUUAACAGAACAGAAGCAGUCACAGGGAGAGGCAGCCAUCUGAGAGAUCACCAACAAAAAACAGGUCAAAGCACUCUGGAGAGAGUGGGCUAAAGUUAAUGACCUGCAGUAAAGGAGUGGAGGAAAAUAUCUCAGUGCAUCAUGGGAAGUCAGCCUGAGUGUAAGGCAGCACAGCCAGGGGAUGGUUCAAGGUCAGUAAUGUUGCUGUGAAUGAGUCACUGCUAUAGUCAAGCCUAGAGAUUCGACUUUACUGUAAGUCCUCUGCUGUUGCUCUGAUCUUUCUCUUCUUAUUGGGAAAGAGAAAGAGAAACCUCCCCUCCAUCAAACAGAAGAAAUCAUCAUCUUCAUCACGUUUCCAUGUCAUUAAAUUGUAUUUAAAGGGAAGAGAAGAGAAUAAUAAUGUUCAAGUAGUGGUACUGAUUAGUGUGGUGCUAUGCUUAAGAGAUACAGUAAUGUGCAAAAUUCUUGAACCAUCCCUCGUUUCUUUAUAUGUUGCAAGGAAAAUUGGAAAUAAGUGCAGGAUUUAUUGAAACGUGCAAACAUACAUGUAAAUACAGUAUAUGGGUCAAAAACAGAGUUUGUACAAUUCUAUAGUCAAUAUUUGGUAUGUUGACCAUUAUUUUUCACAAAGUCUGAGCUUCAAAGCUCUUCUUUGGAUGUUUCUGCCUUUUGUUCUCUUCUCUGUCCACAUGAUCCCACACUGCUUCAAUAAUGUUGAGGUCCGGGCUUUGGGGAGGCCAAUCCAUGUGUCAUGAUGUGCGUGAGUAGAGGACACCUAAAUGCAGACUGAAAUUACUGGUAGGUCAAAUGAAAAACUUUAAGCAUACCUUUGAUAAACAACCGAGGAAACAGUCCAAAAGAAAAACAUGUAUGAAAAAGUGGCAAAAUCCAAGGAGUUAAGAAAAACCACAAGAGCAGGAAACCAGAUACAAAAAUAACUAAGAAUAUCAUGGGGAGGAAAACCAAACGUACUGACAAAGAAUAAGUUCAAACUGAAGCUAACAAGAAGUGACUGUCAAAAUAAAGCAGGAAGUGAGAAGAGAGAAUAAAACGGGGAAAUGCAGAUAGUUUCAUUUACAUUUCAAAAAAACAAAAAAGCCCCAACAAAGAGCUGUGAAGUGAUCUGAAAGAACAUAAAGACUAAAAUGACUUGACCAGUAGCAGCGUCUACAUCUAAACUUUUAUCCUGUCAAUCAUUUACAGCUUCGCAAUCGUGACCAGAAGCUGUAUCCAGGUUACCGGUGCACGAUGAGGAAGUGCUGCAGGGUACCUGUGAAUGAAAAAGCCUUCCUGUUCGGCAGUUUUAGUCUGGUUUUCCUUCCCUGAAGGCGACUUGGGAGGUGUUCCACGAAAGCACCACUCAGAGGGAGCUGCAGGUGCUUGUUCAGGAGGUAACCCAGGACACGAAGGAGGAGAAAACCCUGACGACUUGUGAGACGAGAACAGAAACAACAGCAAGACUGUGCUGGAGCACAGAAGAGUGAAACAUGACAGAGGUGACAUCGCCCACCUUCCACCUGUGUUCGGUCCCCUGUUGACACCUUCUGUAGGAUCAGGAAAUCCAGAGCUAUGACCUACCUGGCUCACACAGGCCACGCCCAGUUUGGUGCUCUCGGGCUGGCCUGUUUGGGAUGGAUGCUCACCGGCGUGGCUCUUGGACUGAUCCAGUGGAGGGUGUGGCAGGUAUCGGACAGGACGGUGAUCACCUCCGGUGUGGCAUGGGUCGGACUCUGGAGGGUCUGCUUCGCCAGCCACACCGUGGUGAGCGAGGGCUUCAAGGUUAUGUACUGCAGGUACAUCAUCCUCACCGAUUCCUUCACACCACCUGAGAUUGCUGCAGGUCAGGUCCUCAUGCUCCUGUCUCUGCUGGUGGGGCUUUGUGGGAACGCUAGUGGUGUUUACUCCAUGAGGAUCGUCUACUUUGGGAUAGGUAACAACUCUGCGGUCCGCCGCGGCUUCAUCCUCACGGGAGUGCUGUGCCUCCUCGCUGCUGCGAUAUCACUCGUGCCUCUCCUCUGGAAUCUGAGCGCUGUGGUGACCAAUCAGACCAUCGAGUUCCCGCCCGAGUUUAAACUCCCCCCAGCACCUGAAUCUCAGCACGUGGGAGGCGGCAUUGGUGUCGGGAUGGCAGGAUCGGUCCUGAUGAUUGUCUCUGGGAUUAUUUUCUGCACAUACCGAUUACCAGAAAGGCCUCUGAGAGAGCAGGUGCACCAGGAAAAUGACACCCGGGGGGAAGAUAACCCCACAUUUGAGCUUCAGGAACACUUAUGAGGAGUUUGUGUGUGAUAAAAUAGACAAAAAAAGGUUUUUGCACAGACUUUACACUCGUUUCUUCCUUUUUAACUCCUCGAAUGUUUACAGUGACUCAUCUAGUUUUAUAAUCUAAAGGAGGAUGACUCAUCUGCUGACAGCAAACACCCAUAACGUCCUCACCUUCAUGCCCGAGAAGGAGGCAAAUGAAGAUAACAUGUUUCUUACAAAACAGACAACUCUUUAACUUAUGGUUUAAAAUUGGAGCCAAAGAAAUUCAUGUUCAUGUUCACUGUAUAUACAAAAGCUGUUAAGCUACUUUAAAAACUGCAUUGAUGCGUUAAUAACGCUCAUCUGCUAAAUCGCUGAAUGUAAAUGUUACACAGUGUGCUGAACAAAUUAUUGUGUGCUGAAAUUAUUUUAUUACACUUCCUUUUCAGAUUACGUCACAUUUUCAGUGUUUUAUUGCACCUCAACUGAAGUAAAUGUGAAAGUGAGAACACUGACGGGGGUGUGUACAGCGAUACCUUUAAUCUGCGGAUUUCUGAAAACAGCUCAUCAAUAAAUUAAACACAAACAUGAGUCACAAGAAA
Molecule: messenger RNA, 3100 nt
Organism: Oreochromis niloticus (Nile tilapia)
Lineage: Eukaryota; Metazoa; Chordata; Actinopteri; Cichliformes; Cichlidae
Product: claudin-34
Exons: 2
Coding region: 1827-2528 (233 amino acids)
Cellular component (GO): membrane; bicellular tight junction
Molecular function (GO): structural molecule activity
Source: RefSeq, a predicted model, not a curated record